Penicillium verrucosum is the source of this 801-nucleotide messenger RNA. Its product is annotated as PhzF family phenazine biosynthesis protein. Gene Ontology annotation, biological process: biosynthetic process. The transcript has 2 exons. Bases 1 to 801 code for a protein of 266 amino acids. The record is from RefSeq and is a predicted model, not a curated record. NCBI's taxonomy places the organism in Eukaryota, Fungi, Ascomycota, Eurotiomycetes, Eurotiales, Aspergillaceae. Gene Ontology annotation, molecular function: catalytic activity.
AUGGUAGCUCAUGUCCAUCUACUGCGAGUCUUCUCUGCAGGUCCAGGUGGCGGCAUGUCGAACGCAGAAAUGCAAGCAGUUGCCACAAGCCAUAAGCACGAGAGCGGGUUCGUCUUCCCGCACCGGCAGAUUCGGUCUGCGACUAUGAAUUUCCUUGGAAUGCUCGAACGGGACAAGGAUCGUCUCUUGACCAGGAGCGGUAUUAUCGAAGCAAAGGUCUCGCAUGAUUCAGGCGACACAGACGAUACAAAGGAUGGGAUAUGGGUUGAAAUAUCCCAGCCUGCAUGCACGGUAAUGGACUCUAUGGAAGACGAUUACACCAAUGAGAUUGUGUCUGUUUUGGGGGUUUCAAAAGAUGAUUUGUACCCUGGGCUAUAUAUCCAGAAUGCCGCCACGAGCAGGGUGAAGACGCUGGUCCCACUCAAGUCGGUUUCUUUGCUGAACACUCUGGAGCCACAGUUCUCCCGGAUAGAAACGCUCUGUGAGAAGAUUGAUAGCACCGGUGUGUAUCCAUAUGCUGUUUCCAAUUUCAAACUACAGGAGUUUGAAGCGAGGCAAUUUCCCAAAGCCUCCGGAUACCGCGAGGAUGCUGCGACUGGAAUCGCAGCAUCUGCUUUGGCCUUUGGGCUUCUAAUGAAUGGUCAAGUGCACAGCACGGAUCGGAAUGUCAAGAUUAAGCAGUGUUCGGCCAUGGGCCAUCCAUCUGAGAUCAGUGUCAGGUUUAGGAAACGGGGCGAUGACGUUAACAGCUGUUGGAUUGGAGGCAGUGCUGAGUUAGUGACUGCAGAGAAACCAUUGUGA